GGGCGCGUCAUUCCUAUCCUGGCGGCCCCGCCGCGCCGGGAGCAGGACGGGGCCGAGCCGCCCGGCCGGGACGCGGCGCUGGCCGCCGUGGCGGAGCGGGCAGAGCGCGUUGGCGCCGUGCUCCUGCUGCUCCUGCAGAAGCUGGAGGAUGCCCGGAGCCAGCAGCCACCGAGCAAGGUGCUGGGACACGCGUUCAUCUUUGCUGUCACGCACAAAGAUGAGAGGCCCUGGACCACGGCGAGGAGUCGGGCGGUGGCUCAGGAGGUGCUGGAGCGGCUGGUCCGGGCUGCGGGCUGCGGGUCCGUGGAGGAAUUCCUGCGGGGGAAGGAGGAGGAUGAGGAAGGAAGAUUCGGAGUGGUGAUGGGGAUCCUGAAGCAGGAGUUGACCAAAGACACCUGGAAGUGUAACCCUGCCUCCAAAGACGUGUUCUCCUGGGCUCUGCUCCGCGUCAGCCGGCCCUGGCUGUGCCCGCACCUGGAGCGGGUCCUGCCGCCCGCGCUGCUCCUCUCCGACGACUUCCAGGAGGAGAACAAAGUGCUGGGCGUGCGCUGCCUGCACCACAUCGUCCUCAACGUGCCAGGGGCGGAUCUGUGCCAGUUCAACAGGGCCCAGGUGGUGUUCCACGCCCUCUACAACCACCUCUACUCACGGGAGGCCCCUCUCAUCCAGGCAGUGCUGCUGUGCCUGCUGGACCUGCUGCCCGUCCUGGAGCGAUGCCAGCGGCGCCAGGGCCACGGCAGAGCCACCUCCCCCUGGGACCAGGUGCUGCAGCUGGUGCUGACCCACAUGGAGGCCGAGCACCGGCUGGCACUGCGCAGGGUCUACGCUGGGACCCUGCCUGCCUUUGUCACCAGACUGGGCAUCCUCAUCGUGAGGCACCUGAAGAGGCUGGAGCGAGUCAUCCUGGGCUACCUGGAGGUCUCUGAUGGCCCUGGGGAAGAGGCCAGACUGGGAAUCCUGGAGACCCUACAGUGCACCAUAGAGCAUGCCUGGCCCAGGAUGCCCUGCAGGCUCCCUGUGCUCCUCAAGGCCCUGCUGAGGCUGCUCUGGGACGUUCACACGGAGCGGGGCCCGACCCCCGAGCCCGUCAGGGCUGCCCUGCUGCACAGGGCCACCCAGUGCCUCAUCCUGCUGGACCGCUGCUGCCAGGGCCAGGUCAAGGUGCUGCUGGCAGGGGUGCACAGCAGCUGUCAGGAGGACCGGGUGCGGGAGUGCCUCAGGAAGGUGCAGGAGAGCACCUGACACUGCUCACCCCCUUUUGUACAAUAAAAUGUUGUAUUUAUUGAAA
Passer montanus (Eurasian tree sparrow) is the source of this 1288-nucleotide messenger RNA. RefSeq names its product TELO2 interacting protein 2 (gene TTI2). NCBI's taxonomy places the organism in Eukaryota, Metazoa, Chordata, Aves, Passeriformes, Passeridae. The annotation marks the transcript as partial. Gene Ontology annotation, cellular component: cytosol; nucleoplasm; centrosome. The record is from RefSeq and is a predicted model, not a curated record. The transcript has 7 exons.